Molecule: messenger RNA, 3899 nt
Organism: Alligator sinensis (Chinese alligator)
Lineage: Eukaryota; Metazoa; Chordata; Crocodylia; Alligatoridae
Gene: PDK1
Product: pyruvate dehydrogenase kinase 1
Exons: 11
Coding region: 161-1252 (363 amino acids)
Biological process (GO): regulation of glucose metabolic process; protein phosphorylation
Cellular component (GO): mitochondrion
Molecular function (GO): pyruvate dehydrogenase (acetyl-transferring) kinase activity
Source: RefSeq, a predicted model, not a curated record
GAAAAGACUUCAUUUAUGUUUUUACGUCAAGAGUUACCUGUAAGAUUGGCAAAUAUAAUGAAAGAAAUAAGCCUGCUUCCAGACAACCUUUUAAGAACACCUUCAGUUCAGCUAGUGCAGAGCUGAGCUAAGAGGUGUUAAACAUUAGUAUCUUCGCAAAAUGGAGGAUCCUUGUGGACAAAAAUUCAUCAUCCAGAACUUCAUUUUUUUAAGGUAUGAUCAGAGUCUUCAGGAGAUCCUUGACUUCAAGGACAAAAAUGCAGAAGAUUCAGAAACUAUUCAUAGUUUUACAGAUACCGUGAUCAAAAUCCGGAAUCGACAUAAUGAUGUAAUCCCUACUAUGGCUCAGGGUGUGGUUGAGUACAAGGAGAGCUUUGGUAUUGAUCCAGUAACCUCCCAGAAUGUGCAGUACUUUUUGGAUCGUUUCUACAUGAGUCGCAUAUCAAUUAGAAUGCUUCUUAAUCAACAUUCUUUGCUUUUUGGUGGAAAAAUUAAAGUUAAUCCAGCUCACCCAAAACACAUUGGAAGCAUUAAUCCCAACUGUGAUGUUGUAGGAGUUAUUAAAGAUGGCUAUGAAAAUGCGAAGACGCUUUGUGAUUUGUAUUACAUGAGCUCUCCAGAACUUGUCCUUGAAGAGAUGAAUGUAAAAUCCCCAGGACAGCCCAUACAAGUAGUAUAUGUACCAUCCCAUCUCUAUCACAUGGUUUUUGAACUUUUCAAGAAUGCAAUGAGAGCCACGAUGGAGCACAAUGCUGAUCGAUGUAUUUAUCCUCCAGUUCAUGUACAUGUUACGCUGGGAAAUGAAGAUUUAACUGUGAAGAUGAGUGAUCGUGGUGGUGGCGUUCCUGUGAGAAAGAUUGACAGACUGUUCAACUAUAUGUAUUCAACUGCACCACAUCCUCGAGUUGAGACAUCAAGAGCAACACCCCUGGCUGGGUUUGGUUAUGGUUUGCCCAUAUCACGUCUGUAUGCACAGUACUUCCAAGGAGAUCUGAAGCUGUAUUCCUUUGAAGGUUACGGUACAGAUGCAGUUAUCUACAUAAAGGCUUUGUCAACGGAAUCAAUUGAAAGGCUCCCUGUGUAUAAUAAAUCAGCUUGGAAACAUUAUAAGGCAAACCAUGAAGCAGAUGACUGGUGUGUGCCAAGCAGUGAACCAAAGGACAUGACCACUUUCCGAACUUGGAUACGCUUAUAUCUCAACUCUGGAAAUUACAACUCUAAAUUGGAUUUUUGUAAAGAAGAAAAAGCAUAGCAGUAGUCACUGAUAAUCAUCUCAGGUAUGUAGUACCAGUUCUUCUGGUAUGACUGUGUUUGACUAUUUGAAUGACCAUAUUGGGCGCCUGUAUACACCACAGGUUUUAAUCCUCAUUAAGUAGGUUUAUAAAAUUUAAACUUGUUAAUUUUGGAGCGUUGAAUCUGUAUUUACAUGGAUUAUGUUUUCAAACGAAUUAAGCCGGGUCCUUGGCCAGCAACACAGGAGAGUAGGAUGGUCCAGCGCUGCCCUGCCAGCGUGGGGCCCCCCCACUCACCCCAUGCCCGUCCCUUCCACACAGCUGUAGAAGCAGGGAGCUGGCAAACCACACAUGCACAAAAAAACCCUGUGUCCAAGGAGUGUUACUUUUAAAAAGCGGAAACAAUUUGAAAGCAAAAGCAAUUCGAAGGGGUGAACUAUAAAAAAAAAAAAAAAAAAAAAAAAAAAAAAAAAAAAUUGCCAGUGCCAUCUGGUGGAUAAAGGCUCAUUACACAUCUUUGAGUACCCUUGUGUUGGCAUGUAACAAAUCCAUGGAUGCAAUGCUUUAAUUCCCAGCGAGCCAAACUAAACUACGUCUAAGGAGUUUUAGUUUAAUGCACAAGAAAGACUUUUAAAGUGUUGGGAAAUUCCACUCACGCAAACAGACAAGCAGUUGCAGCGCAUGAAAGGGCAAAAAUUGUGGUGUGUACAUGAGCCCAUUAUGACGAAUCUUAUGAGACAAAUUAGUGUAAUGAAUAUGACACCUCUGUAUGUUACUGGAAUAUGUUAACCUGCUUCUCAGGAGCAGUUAAAGAAUUCAAGAAAACUUGUGUUUUGAUAUGUCAAAACAUACCUAGUACCCAGAACUUCUGGUCUUAUUCUGGUCAUACGGAAAGCAGAACUUGUCCUCCAGGCAAGUAAAGGGAUAUUAUCGAAACAAUGUAUUAGACUGUGGGGGAGGGAGGAUGAAUCAACCUCUGAGGACUAUGACAAGGUUAGUAGUUUUCUUGCUGCUUGGUUCAAAUCGCAUCUCAGUUCUAUACAUACUUUCACUGAAUCCUCUCAUUCUGGAAGCUUUCAAGGAGGAUGCAGGAAAGCACUUGCUUAAAAUUCCACCUCCUUACCUCAAGUGAUCUAGCAACUCAGGGGCUGGCAACUUUACUAACCAUAGACUAUCCCUUGAGACUCAGCUUUGCUCUGUGGGCUGCCCAUCUCCUGCUGUGGCCUGGUUGUUUCUGCUGUGUGUAAGUUGGCUGAUCUCUACCCCUUGCCCACCCAAAAGCAGCCUCCUCUGAAAGACACAGCAAGGGACAGUUUAAUUUAGUGAGCAGAGGCUGCAGUGUGGAGGGGAGAGCAGCCCUCAACAUGGAGCUGAAAAAUGCAAAGACUACCCCCUCCACUGCAAGAGCCAGCAGCAAGGGAUUAGUCAACUACUAGUAAAAUGAGGAAUAUGGAAUCUGGGCCAGAUGUGGCAGACUGUAAUGGGUUAUCGGUGUACUGUUAGCAAAACGCAGAUGAUCCACCGUAGGUUGUAGACUCUUGCUUGAAUCCAAACUAUUAGUCUGGGGUGCUGAGUUGAAAUGUUCACAUUUAUUCAGCUGUUAACACCCUCUUGGCUCAGGAUAGGUCAGAGGAGGGUGACACGUAUCGGUCUGUCUGAUCCCAAUCACUGGAUUUCUUGUUGCACACCUCAAAGAAGCGGCUGGAACUGUAACAUUGUAGGCUAGUGCUGUGCGAGAUGGCUUUUGUUGCUUUAGCAAGACGAAUCUCCCUUACCAUGAUGUGAGAAGGUGAAGUGUUUGAGGCAUAAUGCCUUUUCAUUGUAGUGCCAUCUCAGAGACCAGGUGUAAAGCCUGUUUCCUGCUCAAUGCCCAAUACAAUUGAGUGCCUAGACAUGAGAAGCAAGGCUGUUCUCAUGUCUAUCUCAGACUUGAUUAGAGUCUGCUGUAGUGUAGUAAUUACUGCAACAGCCUCCAGUGUCUUGUGUAUCAGCGUCCCUGUACUCAAAAAUGGUGGUGGGGGCACUUUACCUAAAGCUCAUUCAAGAUAAGUGGUGGGGGGAGGGGGUGCUUUAAGCUGGUUGACACUUAUACAUGAGGUGCUCUGGGCACUUCAAUUAAAGCAGCUUCUGCUCUAAUUAAAGACUUCUGCCCCACCUCCCAGAGCAUGUGUAUAAACACCCAUUAGGGCUGUGCAAGAAAGCACUCAGCCAGAAAGAUGCAAUUGGGGCCCAACAUUUGUAAAAUUUAAAGGAAGUAUUUUGUACCUGUUACUUUUGACAACCUUAAAGCUAAAAGGAUAACUUAAAAAAAAUGAAGUACACGUUUUAAGGCUGAACACAUUUUAUACUAGUUCUGAAAAAUGUUAAAACAAAUAUCAUGAUUCAAGAAUUAAUUGACCUGACUUGAGUAGCAUUUAAGGAAAAGUGCAAGAUAUGUUUUUAAAGGUAAGGGUAUUAUAGUCUGCCUCUUAUGACUGUCUGUCCAGCACAUAUGAGUAUGUGGGGUUACAGAAACUGAAAUCUUUGCUUACAUCCCUGCUAUGUAGGAGCUUGAGUUUGCGUUACUGAAGUAAAAAAGCAGGGCCUUAAAUCAACUUUUGUAUAUAGAUAUUUCAGUAGUUUUCUCCUGUAAUGAUUAUGGUGGAAAUAAAAUUAUUGUAAUCUUCA